CAACAGCUUAGGAGAAACAUUCAGAUAUACCAAGAUAGUUAUUGCAAACAAAAUACAAGAUAUUCACAGCAAGAUGUGGCACAAAAUAUGGAAUCUACUUAUUCUAAGGACGAUUAUGGGAAAUUAUUCAGUAUGAAACAAUCUGAUGCAAAACACAUCAAAGAUAAUGCUUUCAGUAUGAAACUGUCAAAUAAAGAAGACAAUAAAGUGAAUUCAUUCAGUAAGAAACUGUCUGACGCUACGGCUAUCAAAGGCAAUUCAUUCAGUAUGAAACUGUCUGAUGCUACGACUAACAAAGAGAAUUCAUUCAGUAUGAAACUGUCUGACGCCGACGACAGCGAUAAGAAUUCUUUCAAUAUGAAAUUGUCUAACGCGGACGACAGCGAUGAGAAUUUAUUCAGUUUGAAACUGUCUGAUGCGAACGACAGGGAUGAAAAUUUAUUCAGUAUGAAACUGUCUGACGCGGACGGCAGGGAUAGGAAUUCUUUCAAUAUGAAACUGUCUGACGCGGACGACAGCGAUGAGAAUUCAUUCAGUAUGAAACUGUUUGACGCAGACGACAGGGAUGAAAAUUUAUACAGUAUGAAACUGUCUGACGCCGACGACACCGAGAGGAAUUCUUUCAAUAUAAAACUGUCUGACGCGGACGAAAGCGAUGGGAAUUCAUUCAGUAUAAAACUGUCUGACAUGGUCGACAGCAAUGGGUAUUUAUUCAGUAUGAAACUAUCUGACGCCGCCGACAGCGAGGACAAUUCAUUCAGUAUGAAACCGUCUGAUGCGGACGACAGCGAUGAAAAUUCAUUCAGUAUGAAACUGUCUGACGCGAACGACAACAUCGGGAAUUCAUGCAGUAUGAAACUGUCUGACAAGGACGACAGCAAUGGGAAUUCAUUCAGUAUGAAACUGUCUAAUGGCGAUGACAGGGAUAGGAAUUCAUUCAGUAUGAAACUGUUUGUCGCCGACGACAGCGAUGGAAAUUUAUUCAGUAUGAAAGUGUCUGACGCCGACGACAGCGACGAGAAUUCAUUCAGUAUGAAACUGUCUGACACCGAAGAAAGCGAUGAGAAUUCAUUCAGUAUGAAACUGCCUGACGCCAACGACAAAGACAGGAAUUUAUUCAGUAUGAAACUGUCUGUCGCCGACGACAGCGAUGGAAAUUUAUUUAGUAUGAAAGUGUCUGACGCCGACGACAGCGACGAGAAUUCAUUCAGUAUGAAACUGUCUGACACCGAAGAAAGCGAUGAGAAUUCAUUCAGUAUGAAACUGCCUGACGCCAACGACAAAGAUAGGAAUAUAUUCAGUAUGAAACUAUGUGACGCCGACGACAGCGAUGAUGAGAAUUCAUUCAGUAUGAAACUGUCUGACGCCGAAGACAGCGAUGAGAAUUUAUUCAGUAUGAAACUGUCUGACACUGACGACAAAGAUAGGAAUACAUUCAGUAUGAAACUAUGUGACACCGACGACAGCGAUGAUGAGAAUUCAUUCAGUAUGAAAAUGUCUGACGCCGAAGACAGCUAUGAGAAUUCAUUCAGUAUGAAAUUGUCUGACGCCAACGACAAAGAUAGGAAUACAUUCAGUAUGAAACUAUCUGACACCGAAGACAGCGAUGGGAAUGCAUUCAGUAUGAAACAGUCUGACACCGAAGACAGCAAUGGGAAUGCAUUCAGUAUGAAACUGUCUGACGCCAACGGCAAAGAUAAGAAUUAUUUCAGUAUGGAAGUAUCUGACGCCGACGACAGCGAUGAUGAGAAUUCAUUUAGCAUGAAAUUGUCUGACGCCGACGAAAGCGAUGGGAAGACUUUCGGUAUGAAACUGUCUGACGCCGACGACAGCGAUAGGAAUUUAUUCAGUAUGAAACUGUCUGACGCCGUCGACAGCGAUUGGAAUGUAUUUAGUAUGAAACUAUCUGACGCUGACGACACCGAUGGGAAUUUAUUCAGUAUGAAACUGUCUGACGCCGGCGACACCGAGAGGAAUGUAUUCAGUAUGAAACUGUCUGACGCCGUCGACAGCGAUAGGAAGUUAUUCAGUAUGAAACUGUCUGACGCCGACGACAGCGAUGGGAAUAUAUUCAGUAUGAAACUGUCUGACGCUGACGACAGCGAUGGGAAUUUAUUUAGUAUGAAACUGUCUGACGCUGAAGACAGCGAUAGAAAUUUAUACAAUAUGAAAAUAUCUGAUGCGAAGGCUAAAAAUGAUAUCUCAUUCAGUAUGAAAUUGACUGAUGCAAGAGUCAGCAAAAAUGAUGCAUUUAGUGCGAAACUGUCAGACGUAGAGGUGAGCAAAAGAAAUUCAUUUAGUAUGAAACUGGUUGAUGCAAAGGUUGACAAAAGGAAUUCAUUCAGUAUGAAACUGUCAGAUACCAGAAAGUACAGUAGUAAUAACAAAGGUCAUGUACAUUUAGCUACUGCUAGUCAUGCCAACGAAAGUGAAUCAUACGAGGAAAGUUGGUUUCAGACAGCGAAUACUCUUCGAAAAAAUAUUGCAGACGAAAUAAUAAUAUUCUUCAAAAAUUGGAAAGAAACUAUUCAGAUUUUCUCAAAAGAAUAUAUGUCUGAUUUACAGUUUGUGAAAUUAUUUCCUCGAAUGGCAGACGAAACAUCACUUAAAGCGAUAGGCUCAACAGACAUAUUUCUAAAGCUCUUUUGGCCUUUUGUAUACGAAACUGGAUUCAUGAAUCAAAAACUUGGACUUUUCGGUUUAUCGACAGUGGACGUACCACAUCAUGAACAGAAAACAACUUUUUAUUCUGCAGUUGAGAAGUCUCUUCAGCUUGGAAUACCGUUCUCUGAACGUGAAGUUAUAUACAGUUUUGACGAGAAUUCCAAGCUUAUUAUUAAUCUGAACAGUUCAGGACUACUGAAAAACAGUGAAGCGUUCAUGGACGCUAAACGACAUCUUUUCAAUCGUGACGAACGUGCGGAAAUAACAAAGAAAAUGGACGUUGCAAUGAAAUAUUUGCAUGAUACAACGCCUGAGUUACACCGCACCAUUAUUCAGCUUGUAGCUUGUUUUGCAUUUUAUAAGUCAGAAGAACGCGUGCAUGUGGGUGGUACAUCAUGCUCAACACCUGGCGUCAUUUGGCUUGAUCCGAGUGGUCUACAGAAUGCCUCAGUUCAGUUCUUUGUUGAGCAGAUAGUGCAUGAAUACAUACAUAAUUCCUUAUGUUAUGCAGAGAUGGUACACGGGAUUUUCUCAGAUCAUUCAGAUUUGCCAAAUGCCAAAUCGGUAUCAUCUAUUCGACGCGAGCUUCGGAACUACGACAAGAGUUUUCAUGCAGCAUACGUUUCAACAGGUCUUGUUGCGUUCCACGCAAGAGCUGGAAGCUUAAAGAGGGCUGAAGAAUUGGUUCCAGCACUCCGGAUAUCUGUCGAUGAUCUGGUGAAAGUCAACAAACAAACGGGGAUACUGACCGAAUCUGGAGGAGCCAUGUUGCAAGCUAUGGUCGACUUCCUCAAAGUCAUUCUCCUCUACUGAUGAUACCAAUUUUCCUAUUGUAAUGGUAAUAAUAUUCCUAUUGUAAAAACGAAAGUUCUUUUUAUGUACACUACGUUAGGCUGGUGAUGCCUUAGUAUUUUGAUUUCUUGUCGCCAUGACUAUUAAAAAGAUCCCUAGUGGAUCUGCAUGGUCGUUGCGACUUUUAAUAUAAUCUCUGUGAAUUGUAACGAUUGUAACAUUAAGCAAAAUAUUUACGUAACACAUGAUAAAGUUAAACAAGAGUUCCCAUUAAGGUGGAAUAAUACGCCCGUUCGGAUUUAUGCAAAAUAGGACAGGCCAGUAAAAGUGGGCAUUUAAACAACAAUUCAUUUUGAGGUAUGUGUAUGUGUUGGUAGUGUGUGUGUGUGUGCGUGUGCGUGUGGAGGGCUCCUCAAGUAAAACUUACUAAUUCUGUAAAUUAUGAAAGCUACAGCUAUUAUACGUAAGAGCCCAGAAAUGAUAAAUGAAUCAUUUUGUAAUGUUUGAAAACUGCAGAUGUUAUACAUAAAUUGAAAGUUUAUGAAUAAGAGCCGGGGUCACUGUGACCUUUUACUUAUCGAGCGACCCCAAAAAUUUGGGACCUUCCUGAAGUAGUGCUUAGUUGAAUAGUGUGUCUUAUAGCCCUUGUAGUAGAGACAUUACAACAUUAUAGCUCCGCCU
Mercenaria mercenaria is the source of this 4137-nucleotide messenger RNA. Its product is annotated as dentin sialophosphoprotein-like. NCBI's taxonomy places the organism in Eukaryota, Metazoa, Mollusca, Bivalvia, Venerida, Veneridae. Gene Ontology annotation, biological process: homophilic cell-cell adhesion. Bases 88 to 3477 code for a protein of 1129 amino acids. Gene Ontology annotation, molecular function: calcium ion binding. Gene Ontology annotation, cellular component: membrane. The transcript has 2 exons. The record is from RefSeq and is a predicted model, not a curated record.